AUUUUAAUGUAGUUCCUUGUAUCCAAUUAUGCGUUGAUAUGUUUUGUACAGAUUCCCCUCAGAGGUAGGGAAGGAAAACAAGACCCCAACCCCGACUACUUUGAGUAGAGAGUAGGAGUUUAGGGAAGAUUCGUUUAAUCAAGCAAAGACAAAAGUGACAUUUCAGGCAAUUGUAUCCAGCGUGGGGGGGCUCCAUGCACAUUUCUCUUAGGAAGUGGCAGUGGGAGGCUAGCAGGAUUGCGGCAGCUUGGUCUUGCUCCAAUGGUUUGUCCAGGGAGCGAUUCAUGUUUCCCCUAAGGCUGCCUCUCAUUAGCAUGAACCAGGGGGAAGGGCAUAAAAGACUCCAGUUCAUUUAGAGUCUGGAAAAGGUUUCCUUCAGAAUGACAACCAAAGCAUUCUGGCUCCUCUGUUUUGUCAUGGGACCAUCGUCCAACUUGGUGGCAGGAUACCUGCCCUCUAUCGGAAAACCCAUUCGGGCACUCAGCAAGGAUGGGUACAGUGCAGCAGACUCCACACCAAGCCAAGCUAAGUUCCCAUUUAGAGGCAGCAGUGUUGGUGAAGAGAAUCAAACAGAGCAUUGGUUGCUGUCUCCAGCUAACCUCCAGUGGCCAAAAGCUGCUGACAUCCUCUCAGUCUCACCAGAGAAAAAGAAAAAGGCCAAGACCUCAGUGGAAAACAAUACAGGGCUGAGGAAAGAGCCUCACCAGGAUGGCAGGGUCCUGGCUUCCGAGAGCCACAUGGAGGGACCUCCUUCUGCUUCUUUUUACUUCAAUCAUGCAAACAGAAUGCAGGCAGAUAGGUUUCCGUCCGAGUCAGCGAACAGCAUCUCAGCACGCUUCCACCAUAGAGCAUUUUCCCAUUAUAAAGGCAGAUCCUUGACUUUAGCUGAGAUGCAUCCUUUCCAAGACACAGGGGCAGUUGAGACAGAAGAUCCCAAUAUGGUGGAUCACCUCAACCGACCUGGCAAGAUGAAUCCCUACAAACAGCACGACCCUAUAAGAAACGUCAGCAAGCCCUCCUGGGUCACCAACCGCCAGUCAUCGAGCCUGCUGUAUCACUUCAACGUGCUAAAGAAAGUUCUAGAUGCUGACAACAAGGAGAAGGUGUGCCUGACGGAGUGCAGGAGGGAGAAGGAUGAAGCAGAGGCUUUCUGUGUGAGUGAAUUUGCAGUGAAUGGGAUUGUUCAUGAUGUGGAAACACUGGAGAAAGGAGUCCGCCUGGUUACACUCUUGGUAAAUAGCGACGGAUUAUACAAGAUGAGUCGCCUGUAUAUCACCCCCGAUGGUUUCUUCUUCCGAGUUCACAUUCUCGUUGUGGAUGCUUUAAACUGCAGUAAACCAUGUCCAGAUUUUAAACUUGGAAGUAGAUACAUUGUGAUGGGUCAGAUCUACCACAAGAGACGGCAGCUACCUGCCCUUCUGCUGCAGUUCCUGAGAGGGCGUCUGCGGCCAGGAGAUGGGCUGCUAAGCAGCGGCAGCAACUAUGUAAAAAGAUUCAACAGGAAGAGGGAUCGUAAAGUUCAAGGGGUAGCUCACACCAAGUGUGGAUGAGGCUACGGUCCUAACUGCUUUACUACGGCAUAAGCAGCGCUGGCAGUCAGCUAGCAGAACAAAACUGGUCUCUCCUUGAAUUGAGUCUGACCUUCCUGCCAUAGUAAGGAUCCUCUUCGAGUGACUACAGCUCAGCUCUUGCUUAAUUCUGUCUCCAGUACUGAUGAACACCUGCUGUCUUAUAGGGUUUACAAAACAAUGUUUCCUUCAAAGGUUCUGGUUAUAUACAGAUACCAAUAUAGUGUGCAAAAAGAAGAAGAAAAACAAACAAACACCACCCACAGCCUAGGAAUCAAACCUAUUCACUCACUGUAGAGAACAUUAACUGGUUAGUGGAUUUCCCUUUGAAUAUAGGUUAUCCUUUUUGUAAUACAUAAUUUAAAUCCUAAUAUUUGGAAAAUAACCCAUUAUGAUUAUUUUUAGAGCUAAAUUCUUUUGUCAGCACCUCUUAUAUAUAUCAGAAGUAACUGGAGUCACUCUGGCUUUACACCGCUUUAACUGAGAACAGCUGUCUCUUACUGCUUAGGUUAAUAUUCAGAACUGUGUAUUUCAUAGUAUUAAAGUUCUCAGUGCAAUGAGAUUAUAAAAACGAGCAUUCAAACCCUAACUCUGUAACGUGUUGCAUGAUCAUUUGUAGCUCAACGGCUGCACAGCAUAAAUAUGUAGACAUUUGUUUUGAAACACUAUCAAAUUAAGAAUUCUGACAAAUAAAAUUUUUGCAGCACUUUGGUUUCCUCAAAGUACAUAAUACUGUUUUUUUAAACAAUGUAUAAUUAUACCAUUUUCCUCAAAUAUAAGGGACCAGAUUUUUCUGGUCAUUUAGAAACAAGUUCAACAUACAUAUGCCACAGCACACCUUAUUGGAGCCUACACAUAUGCUCGGAGAUUGAUCCAUUUGUAGAGUCCAAGGCUAGAUGGCACAAUUGUGAUCAUUUAAGUUGACCUCCUGCAUAACACAGGACAUACAACUUCCCCAAAAUAAUUCCUAAAGCUUUUUCUAAAACAUCCAUUCUUGAUUUUAAACUUGUCAGUCAGUGAUGGAGACUCCACCAUGACCCUUGGUAAAUUGUUCCAAUGUUUAAUUACCCUUUUAAAAAUUUAUGCCUUAUUUCAUUAAUUGAAUACAAAUCAUGCACAAAUAGCCAAUUAGUAUGUGUACAGUUACCUAUUUGCAUGUACAAAUUAUGGUAUUGAGGCAUGCAACUCAGUCAUGCAAUUGCAUACACAUUUUGCAUGCCUAAUUACUCUUCUAAAGUGGAUGUUCAACCCUGAAACUAUUGAGUGUAUUUGGUAUAAUUUUUCUAUGAAGACAAGUGUAUGAGGUUUAUAUCUGCAAACCAGUAAAGCUACCUUUGAAUCA
Messenger RNA from Malaclemys terrapin pileata, 2910 nucleotides. RefSeq names its product chromosome 13 C17orf58 homolog (gene C13H17orf58). The transcript has 5 exons. Gene Ontology annotation, molecular function: protein binding. NCBI's taxonomy places the organism in Eukaryota, Metazoa, Chordata, Testudines, Emydidae. The record is from RefSeq and is a predicted model, not a curated record. Bases 381 to 1550 code for a protein of 389 amino acids.